AUGGCUGCCGAAGGAUUAGAAAAAUUAACUGAAAUUCCUGUUGAAUUCUUCAAAGAUGGAAGUGCAUUUGUUAAGAAAUGUCAAAAACCAGAUGAAAAAGAAUACUUGAAGAUUAUUAGAGCCGUAGGUAUUGGUUUCAUUAUGAUGGGUGUUGUUGGCUAUGCCGUUAAAUUGGUUCAUAUUCCAAUCAGAUACUUGAUUGUUUAG
Messenger RNA from Candida dubliniensis CD36, 207 nucleotides. RefSeq names its product translocon subunit. Gene Ontology annotation, cellular component: membrane; Ssh1 translocon complex. The record is from RefSeq and is a predicted model, not a curated record. Gene Ontology annotation, molecular function: transmembrane protein transporter activity. Bases 1 to 207 code for a protein of 68 amino acids. Lineage: Eukaryota; Fungi; Ascomycota; Pichiomycetes; Serinales; Debaryomycetaceae. The transcript has a single exon. Gene Ontology annotation, biological process: protein targeting; post-translational protein targeting to membrane, translocation.